AUGCAACAGACAUAUCAAUACGGGUGGAUCAUCCCUUUCAUUCCACUUCCAAUUCCUAUAUUAAUAGGGGUCGGACUUCUUCUUUUUCCGACGGCAACAAAAAAUCUUCGUCGUAUGUGGUCUUUUCAGAGUGUUUUAUUGUUAACUAUAGUCAUGAUUUUUUCAAUCAAUCUGUCUAUUCAGCAAAUAAAUAGCAAUUCGAUCUAUCAAUAUGUAUGGUCUUGGAUCAUUAAUAAUGAUUUUUCUUUAGAAUUCGGCUAUUUGAUCGAUCCGCUUACUUCUAUUAUGUCAAUAUUAAUAACUACCGUUGGAAUUAUGGUUCUUAUCUAUAGUGAUAAUUAUAUGGCUCAUGAUCAAGCAUAUUUGAGAUUUUUUGCUUAUAUGGGUUUUUUCAGUACUUCCAUGUUAGGAUUAGUUACUAGUUCGAAUUUGAUACAAAUUUAUAUUUUUUGGGAAUUGGUUGGAAUGUGUUCUUAUUUAUUAAUAGGGUUUUGGUUUACACGACCUCUUGCUGCAAAUGCUUGCCAAAAAGCUUUUGUGACUAAUCGUAUAGGGGAUUUUGGCUUAUUAUUAGGAAUUUUAGGUUUUUACUGGAUAACGGGUAGUUUUGAAUUUCGUGAUUUAUUCGAAAUAUUCAAUAACUUGAUUUAUGAUAAUGAAGUCAAUUCUUUGUUUGUUACUUUGUGUGCUGGUCUAGUAUUUGCCGGUGCCGUUGCUAAAUCGGCACAAUUUCCCCUUCAUGUGUGGUUACCUGAUGCCAUGGAAGGGCCCACUCCUAUUUCUGCUCUUAUACACGCUGCUACUAUGGUAGCAGCGGGAAUUUUUCUUGUAGCUCGGCUUAUUCCUCUUUUCAUAGUUAUACCUUACAUAAUGAAUUUUAUUUCGUUGAUAGGAAUAAUAACAGUAUUAUUAGGAGCUACUUUAGCUCUUGCUCAAAAAGACAUUAAAAGAGGAUUAGCUUUUUCCACAAUGUCUCAAUUGGGUUAUAUGAUGCUAGCUCUAGGUAUGGGAUCUUAUCGAAGUGCUUUAUUUCAUUUGAUUACUCAUGCCUAUUCCAAAGCAUUAUUAUUUUUAGGAUCUGGAUCCGUUAUUCAUUCAAUGGAAACAAUUGUUGGAUAUUCUCCUUAUAAAAGUCAAAAUAUGGUUCUUAUGGGAGGUUUAACAAAGCAUAUACCAAUUACCAAAAAUACUUUUUUAUUAGGUACACUUUCUCUUUGUGGUAUUCCACCCUUGGCUUGUUUUUGGUCCAAAGAUGAAAUUCUUAAUGAUAGUUGGUUGUAUUCAACGAUUUUCGCAAUAAUAGCUUGGGCUACCGCGGGAUUAACCGCAUUUUAUAUUUUUCGGAUAUAUUUACUUACUUUUGAAGGGCAUUUAAGUGUUCAUUUUCAAAAUUACAUUGGUAAAGAAAAAGUAUUUUUCUAUUCAAUAUCUCUAUGGGGUAGGGGAGCUUCGAAAAAAAUUAACAACAAUUUUUCUUUAUCAACAAUGAAUAAUAUUGAAAGUUCUUCUUUUUUGAAAAAAAAGACAUAUCCAAUUGCUGAAAAUGUUCGAAAUGUGACACGUCCCUUUAUUACUAUUACUCAUUUUGAGAAUAAAAAGUUUUAUUCCUAUCCUUAUGAACCAGACAAUACUAUGUUAUUCCCUUUACUUAUAUUGGGUCUAUUUACUUUGUUCGUUGGAUCUAUAGGAAUUCCUUUCAAUCAAGAAGGAGUAGAUUUARAUAUAUUAUCCAAAUGGUUAACUCCAUCUAUAAAUCUUUUGCACCAAAAGUUGAGUAAUUCGAUGGAUUGGUACGAAUUUUGGAAAGAUACAGUAUCUUCUGUCAGUAUAGCUUAUUUAGGAAUAUUUAUAGCAUCCCUUUUAUAUAAACCCCCCUACUCCUCUUUACAAAAUUUUGAUUUAAUUAAUUCAAUUCUUAAAAGAGGUCCUAAGAGAAUUCUUUGGGACAAAAUUAUAAAUGGCGUAUAUAAUUGGUCGUAUAAUCGUGCUUACAUAGAUUCUUUUUAUACAAGAUCCUUCACUGGAGGAAUAAGAGGAUUGGCUAAAUUAACUCAUUUUUUUGAUCGACGGAUAGUUGAUGGAAUUACGAAUGGUGUUGGUGUUAUUAAUUUCUUUAUAGGAGAAGCUAUUAAAUAUAUAGGUGGCGGGCGUAUCUCUUCUUAUCUUUUCUUCUAUUUAACUUAUGUAUCUAUUUUUUUAUUAGUUUUUUUUAUUAUUUAA
Messenger RNA from Coffea arabica (coffee), 2220 nucleotides. NCBI's taxonomy places the organism in Eukaryota, Viridiplantae, Streptophyta, Magnoliopsida, Gentianales, Rubiaceae. The record is from the annotation of a RefSeq genome assembly.